GCUCUCUCUGUCCACGCUGCCCGCUCACAACACAGCACAGAGAGUGGAGAAGAGAGCGCUCGCAGACACAGCAUGCCGCUCUAGCUAGCUUACAGCAGUCUGGGCGUACCCCCACCCACCGUACCCGCGCAAGGAGAAUGGCGACUGUGGUGGCGGCCGUUGAGGCCGGGGUGGUGGCGGUGGCAAGCGGGCGGAGCAGCAAGCUGGUCCGGGGCCUGUACUGGCGCCUGCGCGCGGGGAUCCGGCGGCUGCAGUCGGAGCGGCGCAGGUGGCGCGGCGGCGGCGGCGGCAGGCGGGAGCGCUUCAACUUCCACUACGACGCGCUCAGCUACGCCCUCAACUUCGACGACGGCCGCCGCGCCGCCGACCUCGUCCUAGUCUGAAGCAGAUGCCGCGCUCGCUAGGUGCUCUAUUUGUGUUGUGGGCCUUGGGACUGGGCUGCGUAUGGAAGCUGGUGGCCUAGGGGUCGGGGUUCUUCUGUCUGUGUGCUUCUUUAAUUAGUGCUUUAUUUAGUUAGUUUAUUAGGAGCUGCAAUGUCUCGGGGUGAACUGGAAGAGCAAUCUCUGUAGUCUACGACCUCUUUCGCAAAUGUAACGCCGUGAUUUGCAGAGGCGAGAUUAUUCUUCGCA
Aegilops tauschii subsp. strangulata is the source of this 629-nucleotide messenger RNA. RefSeq lists its product as uncharacterized. NCBI's taxonomy places the organism in Eukaryota, Viridiplantae, Streptophyta, Magnoliopsida, Poales, Poaceae. The record is from RefSeq and is a predicted model, not a curated record.